Messenger RNA from Tetranychus urticae (two-spotted spider mite), 1282 nucleotides. RefSeq names its product tetraspanin-11. The record is from RefSeq and is a predicted model, not a curated record. Gene Ontology annotation, cellular component: plasma membrane. NCBI's taxonomy places the organism in Eukaryota, Metazoa, Arthropoda, Arachnida, Trombidiformes, Tetranychidae.
UAAACAAAACUGAAACCUAUUAAUGACAAGUUAAAUUAAUGAGUGAAACUUCUCUUGUGAUUGUAAAGAUUUUUAACUUGUUACUUCAACGAAUUGUUGAAUGUUUUAACAUUUCGACAGAUCGGUUAUAAAGCAUCAAUAAAUUGUUUAUUCUUUUAUUUAUUCAAUCCUACAAUCUUUUUUACACCCUGUAGUUAUUCGUCUCACAGUAAAUUUUGUUGUUAAUCAAUUUUCAUUUUAGUCUAAUUUUUCACUCUUUUCCUACUGAAUAGUACUCACAAAAAAUAAUAGUAAAUUAUGUGCAGUUACUUCGAAUUACCAAUUUGGGCUGACUUGCUUCUAAUAUUUUUUAAGUGCAUCGUUUUUAUACUUAGUUAUGUAAGCAUUAUCUGGGGUGAAGUUCUAAUCGCAGUGCACUAUGAAGAUGUUUUGGCUGUUGGGCGAGCACCUGCUAUCAUGAGCAUCAUUGUUGGUGUUUUUGCAAUACUUUUCCAUUUAUUUGGGUGCUGGCGUUGUAUUGUGAAACAUAUUCCUGAUGCGUUAAGAGUUGUUUGCUGUAUUUCGUUACUUCUCAUCAUAGCUGAGUUCAUUAUCGGUGUUUUUGCGUUCAAAUAUAGCAAGCAAUUUGGUGAUGUAACUAUUGAACAAUUUCAAUCGAAGAUCAAGGAAGUUGAAGACGGAAAGGCGCCAGAGUUAAAGGAAAACAUGGAUAAUUUUCAAAUGGAAAUGAAGUGCUGUGGUGCUUUUAAUGCUUCUGAUUGGUUACAGAUUCCUGACUCUUGUUUUGCUGACCAAAAACAAAGAAAAGAUAUUUACACUGAAGGUUGUGUACACGCAAUUAAGAUACUUUUGGCUCCUACGAUGAAAGAAUUAGCUAUUUUUGUGCCCAUGUUAGCUUGUUCUCAAAUUCUUAUAAUGUUGAUACAAAUUGUCAGAUACCAUUACGAACGAGCUGAAUACGAACCUGUUUGAGCAAAAACGAAUCAUUGAUAAUGUCGUUUUAAACACCAUGUAAAUCGUAUACAAUCUUUGCCGCUCAAUCCGCUGACUUACUAUUUACUGGUUACAAAGAGUUUUCAUCAUAUCUUCGAAUAUCUUUCGCCUUAUUAAUAUUCAAUACGAAUGAUACAGAAAGAUCAUGAAUACGCAUUUAUUCCUCCUCAUUCAAAUCUUGCAACUACGUUAUUGAAUGUUACAUGUUUAUAAUAACACAUUAUACAUAAUUUUAAUAUUUUUGACUUUUUUCCAAUUAUAACCAAUAAACAAUUGAAAUUUUUGUAAA